Molecule: messenger RNA, 3192 nt
Organism: Scheffersomyces coipomensis
Lineage: Eukaryota; Fungi; Ascomycota; Pichiomycetes; Serinales; Debaryomycetaceae
Gene: ZCF20
Product: Zcf20p
Exons: 1
Coding region: 1-3192 (1063 amino acids)
Biological process (GO): regulation of DNA-templated transcription
Molecular function (GO): DNA-binding transcription factor activity, RNA polymerase II-specific; zinc ion binding
Source: RefSeq, a predicted model, not a curated record
AUGACUCCAAGUUCGAUUGAGAAUCAAAAACCACAAAGACAAAGAAAGAGAGUUCCAAUCUCAUGUUUGAACUGUAAGAAGAGAAAGGUCAAGUGUGAUAAGGUCAAGCCAGCUUGUGGAGGAUGUGUUCGUAAUGGUGUUGCUCAUCUCUGUGAAUAUUUAGAUCCUCACUGGACUCAAUCUGAAUCAUCAAAUGGGUUCAAAGAAGGUUCCUCCGAACCCGCUAAAGCUGAAGUUGUACCAAUAGAAACCACUGAAACUUAUAAACAAUUGAAAUUACAAAAUGAAAAGGUUAUUAACACUCAAAGGAAAGAAAUAGAAGAUUUGAAACGACAAUUAUCAGUAGUUCAACAGUUUUCUCCCAAGAAUCAUGAUUCUAUACCCCAUAAUGAAUGUACUGCAAUAACGAUUCUCGGGAAACUAAGUACUUCCACCAUCAAGAAUAGAGAUUAUUUAGAAGUUAUUAAUGAUCCAACUUUCUUAGUCAUACCCAAGAAAUCAACCUCCAAUAAUUAUGUCGAUACUUAUUCAUGGAUUAAUUUGAUUAAACUUGAUCCGCAGUUAACGGCAUUAUGGUUCAAGAUUACCAAUUUACAAAAAAUUUAUCAUGUUUAUAAAAUGAACUUAUUAAAAGCAAACAGUCCAUCAAAUGUCAAUCAAAACAAUAAUAAUAAUAAUAACAAUAAUAAUAACUCAUUAACAAACAAAUCAGUUACCACCAAUCCUUUAUCCAAGAAAUCACCUUAUAGAAUCAAUGAGAUUGAUUUUACCUUUUCUGCUGGUAGCCCGUUUAAAGUUGAUGACCAAAGAUGUCCUGUUAUCGAAUGUGAUUUCAAUUUCAUGACGGAAGAUACUAUAACUCCAAGUCCACAUGGAAGUAAUUCCCCUUAUGCUAUCGUAAAAUCAAUAGAUAAACCUAAAUUCAGUAAAUCAGAAGAAGAUCAAAUGGCUGAACAUGAGAUUAUAUCUGAGAAAGGUAAGAGUUUACUCAUCAGAUUACAAAACAUCUGGGAUUCAACCCUUAAUUUGGUAAGAGGGAAUGAAAAGCUUAACUAUAAGCAAUUAUACUUUUUAAUAGACUUUUAUUUCAAUAAUCAAUCGUAUGAUAUUGAGUCUCGAGAUUUAUUAAGUUUUUAUAAGGUUGAAAUCCAAAGUACGAUAAAGAAAAGUGGGAAUGAAAUAGCAUUGAAUCUUAGUAAUGGUGGUGGAGGUCAAAAAACCGAUGCUGAGUUAUAUGUUGGAUUAAAAAUGAAAGGUGUGUAUCUAAGCAUGCUUGCAUUGAUCAUAGAAGAAUCAUUAGAAAUAUUAAGACUGAAUGUAAAACUCAAUUUAAGUGAUGAUAUUAGUAUGAAGUUUAAUAAUUUAUUUCCUGCUGAAAUCAUUUAUAUCGGAGUUGGAUCAAGACUGGCAAAUAUGGUGUUUAUUGUUCAAGAGUUUGUAGUUAAUUUAUUAAGUCCUAAAGCUUCUGAUGAAGUUGCAGUACCAUCUUUGGGAAUAAUAGCAUGUACAAUCACAGUAUUGAAUAGAGAAAUUUCAGAAUAUAAAAAAUAUGGAGCUUCAAGCGAUCCAAAAUCAGGAUUUUCAAGUUUAUUCACUUCCUUGUUAAAAUUAUUAUUGGACGAUGAAUCAAUGAUAGAAUUGUGGAAAGAUCCGGAGCUUAUUGCUUUUAGAGAUGAUGAAUCAAGGAGAAAGAGUAAAGAUUUGAAAAUCCAUUUAUGUUACUUAUGGUCUGAUUUAGUGAGAAUUGCUAAUUUAUCAGCUUUCAAUUUUGUCCCCUUAAUAAAACAUUCUGAAAGAUUAGAUAAAUCACUUAAGUUGCUCUAUGAAAAGAUAGAAGAAGCCGAUCUGGUUAUGCAUCAUCUUAAGUAUAUCACUAGUUUAAAUUCUGAAAAGUAUGAUGAAUUAACCAUAAGUCUUCAUGUUCAUUAUUUGAUAGCAAGAGUUUCUUCAGCUUUAUGUCAUGGAAUUUCAAAAGUGGGUGAUCCAAAAUUAACAAUUUCAAACCUAGAUGCUUUAAUCAGACAAUGUAGUACUUGGUUAGUUGAUUUAGGGUUGAGAAAAUUAAGGUACAUUAGACGCUUUGAAGUAGAUUUAAUACUUAACUAUCUUCGAUACUUCAUGAAAUACAUCAUCCUCCUUCAAGCUGAAGAAACAAUGGAUCACGAAAUGGUUAAUACUUUAAUCCCUGAUAUCUUUAUAAAAUAUCUUCAAUAUGUGGAUCAUAUAAGAAAGAUAUUACUUCUGGAAUCAGAUUCAAUCAAUACUCAAUAUGUCUUGCUGGCCAUCACUGAAGUCAUUACAAGAUUAAUCCAAUUUGUUAUUAGUUUUUUAAUUCGUCUUAGAAAUGAUGAUAAUGUUAUAUCACAGGAGACUAUUCUUAGAAUUGCUGUAUUAAAAGCACCUGCAUCGAUCAAUACCAAAGUUAUAUCUGACUACGGAGUUGGAUUGAAUGAUCUUAUCAACACUCAUAUUGUUGAUGUGGUUGAUGAUACGGUUGCUUUAUUAUUCAAGGGUCCACUCUUAGAUAAAGAGAAAGCAUCGAAACUUUCUAAAUUAUGGAAAUUCUAUUUGAGCUUUGUGACAAAUUCCCAGAAAAUGGGUUCGAUUAACUAUGCCCAAAUCCAUGCCAAUGUUCCUUUAUUCAAAGGGUUGCAGAAUGAUGCAAAAUCUUGUCCUGUUAUAAAGAAUGAUCAUCAUAUCAUAUCAUCCGAAGUUGAUGGAUACCCUAGAUGUCCAAUAUCACAUAUAACUACUCCAAUGGAAGAUUCUCCUACCCCUGCUUUGAAAUAUCCAAGUAUCAAUAGCGAUUCAUCGAUUUCUCCCAAACAAGAAAUAAAAAAAAGAAGAUGUCCAUUUGAUCAUACGACAAUGGGUGGAAAGAGUUCAUUAGCUCCAAAUUACAAUCCAAUGGAGAGUAAUAUUAGAGGUGAAAGUGUAAGAAAGAGACCAGCUCUUGCACAUAAGCUUAGUGACAGCUUCACCCAAAGUUUAACAGCCUCGCCAGUACCCCAGAUAAAGAGAGAACUAUCUGUAAUGCCACCACCACAAAUGCCAAUGUCAAUACCUAUGCCGUUUGAUACCCAAGUUUUCACUGAUUUUGAUCUCGAUUUUCUUCAAAAUGAAAAUUUGUUAGAACAGAUCAAUUUCCCUCCUGGUGCUGAACUUGAUCAUAUUGAAGGAUUCUUUCAAUAG